Molecule: messenger RNA, 948 nt
Organism: Ectocarpus siliculosus
Lineage: Eukaryota; Phaeophyceae; Ectocarpales; Ectocarpaceae
Source: the annotation of a GenBank genome assembly
AUGGCGAGCUCUAAGGGUGAGGAUGAGUUGGUCGGCAAGAUGAACGAGAUGGCCGUGACUGCUGUGAAGGGGGCCCUCGAUGAGAUGGACGGAAGGUUUGGCAAAAUUCAAAGGGGGAUUGAUGAGGUACACAGUGCGGUGAACAGAGGGCGUGGCGAGAUGGUGGGUGGGCUGGAUGAGGUGAAGGAAACGGUGACGGGAGGGCUCGAUGAGGCACAGGAUGAGUUCAAGAGAGGGUUGGACGGGAUUACGGGCCAGUUAAGCGACGUGGAAGUCGAGAUGAAGGACGGGUUUGACGCGAUAAAGGGAAGGCUGGACACGGUUGCAGAGAGCACCCAGGAAAGCCUCGCGCGCCUCAAGAACCUACAGGCCCCGAACUACUCAUACCCUCGCCUUGUGGUAGUCAAAGAGAUCGAAUCCGGUCGCACUUCGUCGAGGGCUCCUGGGAAGAAGAGUAUUCUGAGCAAGUUUCGUGGCGUGGUGAAGAAGGAGAUGAUGCUGCAUUUCUUGUGCCCGGUGGACAUGAGCAAAGUGCCGUGCGGCUAUGGUGGCGAAGGCUAUCGGUUUCGGGAGACACGUGACUGGGUCAAGAAAAUAUCACCUCUGCUUCAGGUGGCCGCUGUGACCGCCAAGGUGGCGCUCAAAGCAACGACAGGACUGGACGUGAACACGUCGGAUUUCCUUAGGGACAUGAAGGACGGGUUGGUCGAUGAGCUGGUCGACCGCACUCUCCACGAGGACGCGCUACUUCGUGUUCUAUCGGGUGAGGAGGAUCUCGGGGCCGACAUGCAAAAGGAUACGAGGGCCUCGUAUGAAGCGCUGAAGAAGUUCCUGGACAAGGAGCACGUGGACAGGCUUAAGAACGCCAGGGGUGGUCAUGGCUACGUAGACUUCAGGGACAAAAUGAAGUGGUUGGACUCACAUUCGAAGAGUGCCCCAUCGAGGUAG